Molecule: messenger RNA, 615 nt
Organism: Symbiodinium necroappetens
Lineage: Eukaryota; Dinophyceae; Suessiales; Symbiodiniaceae
Source: the annotation of a GenBank genome assembly
AUGAAAGUUCUUCUGAGGCUUGCAUACUCGCGCGAAGUCCGAGUGCCUCGAAAGAGCCUCGAGGCCACGCAGGCCUGGAACUACGCUUUCCAGCUGGGUGAGGAUGACGCGAUCGCGUCGCUGCUUCUGGGGACCGCCUCCAUCUUCAAUCAUGCAGAGGCUCAUCGGGUCAACGUCCGCAUGUCGCGAGUGAACGGAUCGAUGAUUCGGAUCGUGACGGACCGCGCUGUGCAGAUGGGGGAAGAGCUCUUCACGACGUACGGCUCGGAGGACUGGUUCCUGGACCGCCAUAUCCAUGCCGCCCCCAUGCUGCCCAACCAGUCGGCGGAAGGCGAGAGCCACUGCAGCGUCGCUCCGCAGCUGCCUUCCCCGGCGGUCUGUGCCAGCACGACGUCGCCGGACCCUAAUGGCAGGGGCGUGCUGGCCCAGCAUUCCAUCGCUGCAGGCACAGUCCUUUCCAGCCCCAUGUUUGCCUUCGAUCCGGCUUAUGCGUCUGGUGCGUGGGACCUGCUAGCACACAGCGCCGGCCAUCCAGACCUAGACUUGCUGGUAUUGCCCUUCCUGUUUCCGGGCCUUCUCACCAGCAACACGUCUUCUCCGAACAUGGCUGCAUCA